Messenger RNA from Durusdinium trenchii, 1978 nucleotides. The record is from the annotation of a GenBank genome assembly. Lineage: Eukaryota; Dinophyceae; Suessiales; Symbiodiniaceae.
UCCAGAGUGGUUUGGUUCAAGGCACUUUCGGUGGCAUCAGGUAGACUGACUGGGAGCCAUCUGCCCCACCGCAGCAGCACAAUAGCUGCAGCUGGGCGCAGGUGCCUCCUGAAGCAGGGGAAGUCUCCUGCUUUCAGGUUAUCUCGGGCGUUUGGGCGACGAUGUCCUUUGGACACGAGAGCUUCGUGCUUUGCGAUGCUGGCACCUCCGGGUUCCCAAUCCUGCAUGCCAGCGAGGGCUACAGAGAGCUCUAUGGAGCAGAGGACAGGUGUAGAGACCUGAUGGACAUGCUUCAGAUGAAAGACAGCACUACGAAGGCUAUCGAGGAGGCAGAACUGCAGGGGCACCAAAGAGCAGAAGUGGAAGCGGCACUCAAAGUGAUUGCGGGUGUGGCCACUGAUGCCCUUGCAGCCAUUGCACAGCAGGGCCUUGACUUUCCUCUCCUUUUGGUGGAUCUCAAUGGCUCUGGUCAACUAUUCAGUUGCGAAAUUAGUUUGGUUCAAAAGCGCCACCCCGAGCUGGGCUGGUCAUAUUUGGUCGGCUUGCAGAGGAACGCCGCCGUUCCAGUGAUGCAAGUGUUGGAGGCGGCGAUUCGAGGUCGGGACAGCUACACCACACUUUGUCGCAAUUCCUGCUCGGCCUUGCCUGAUAGGAGUGGUUGGGCAGAACAGGUGGAUGACCACUGUCAUGCCGUGAUGACCCACGUUUGGCGAGCGGCUUUGUCACAGAAAAUAGCUGACACAUCAUGCAAGACCAAGAUCCAGGACUGUGAAGUGAAGACCCUGGCAAGUGUGAGCACCGCAUGUUCCAUGUCCAGCCUUAUGAAAACCGGGAAGCUGUCGGGUGAAGCUGUCCAUCCGUGGAACCCCUCAUGCUUUCACCUUGGUGCCAUUGCUCAACACGUUCCUGUACAGCCAGUUCUUGACAGUGGAGACCUUGAGUCGGAUGUCGACUGUCACUCUCAGGAGGACUCGGUGGAGCCCCUUGAGUGUGCGGCACUGGAGGUGUUGCCCUUCCAGAUGUUCGUUCUAGAUCCUGCGCAUCUGACCCUUCCGAUUGUCCUCUGCACACAAAGCUUGAACAAGGCCGCAGAGGAUGAAUUGAUGUUGCGCAGUUUCGACUCCAUCUUCAUGAAUGCUCGACUCGCCGGGGACGGCCUAGGCCUUUUGGAUGCUCAGGCCUCCUCCCGGUGCUCUGAACUUUCUCAGUUCUGGGCCUCCGCCCGCACGGGGGAGUUUCAUCACAUCAUUGAAUCUCAAGACUUCACGCCUCAAGGUGAGCUUCUCGCUUACGCAGACCUCUUGGGCAAAGGAGGCCUCAUUCCUUGCGAAGUCCAUUUGAAGCAAGUGGAGUUGGAUGACAAGAUGUUUGUGGUCGGAGUCGCAGCCGAAGUGGCCGCCAACGUUGCACCACUUUUGAACACCAAUCUAGAUCAAGUGGUAGAGGUGAUGGCGGCUGAAUUCUUCUACUCCGCACCCAUGCGCCGGCAGACCGCGGUGAUUCCCACAUGGCAGAUCACUGGGCAUGGGCUUAGUUUCAGUUGUUGUAGUUUUUUAAAAUAUCUUUUCAUAGCUUAGCUUUGCUUUUCUUAGACCUAAGGGAUUUUUGAACGGAAUGUUAAGGCUAUAUAUAUAACUCUUUCCUGCGAAGCACACAGUCAGAUAAUUGCGGAGCCAACCGCACCAUGUGAGGAAGGCAUAGGCAUGGGUGUGUCCUCAAAAAUUGCGCCAAACCAAGCCAUGUGCCAUGGGGCAGAUUGGUGUCCACAUCAAGCAAGCUCUUUCGCUUGGCUGACACACCCAUGCGUCGAAACCCUGGAAGGCACAAAAUAUGGUGCUCAGGAGUGGCUCUUUCCUGCCCUUUCUUGUCUAAGUCACCUAAGUCCUAAGAGUUCGAUGCCAGUUGUGAGAUCGUGGCGUUCCAGUUGGGGAGGGCCUGCCCAAUGCCGGGUUGACAGUUGAGGCUGAAGUGGUUUUGC